AUGGUUCCGCAAGGAGUACUGCUUGCUGUAUUCGCCGUCGCAUCCGUUCUUAUGAUCACUUCAUUGCAUCAUAUCGAAGAAGGUCAUGUCGGAGUGUACUUCAGGGGUGGAGCAUUGCUUUCGAAGGUCAGCGCUCCAGGUUAUCACCUAAUGGUACCUUUCGUUACGUCCUACAAGAGUGUCCAGGUCACGUUACAAACGGAUGAAGCGAAAAAUGUUCCUUGUGGAACAAGUGGAGGCGUUAUGAUAUAUUUUGACCGUAUUGAAGUCGUGAACAUCCUCAGUGCUAACAGUGUCUAUGACAUUGUGAAGAACUACACAGUAGACUACGAUAAACCACUGAUUUUCAACAAAGUCCAUCAUGAAGUGAACCAGUUCUGUUCGAGUCAUUCCCUCCAGGAAGUCUAUAUUGAUCUGUUUGACCAAAUAGAUGAAAAUUUAAAACUGGCCUUGCAAGAGGACUUAACAGUAAUGGCGCCUGGGCUUUUUGUUCAAGCGGUUCGCGUAACGAAACCGAAGAUCCCUGAAGCGAUUCGACACAACUACGAACAAAUGGAAGCCGAGAAAACGAGGCUUCUGGUAGCUACUCAACAUCAAAAGGUCGUUGAAAAGGAGGCAGAAACGGAACGGAAAAAGGCAGUCAUCGAAGCUGAGAAGAAGGCUCAGGUGGCAGCAAUAAUGCAAAAGCAGACGAUUUCCGAGAAGGAAACCCAAAAAAAGAUCAACCAACUCGAAGAUGAGAGUCACCUCGCGUCUCAAAAGGCCAAAGCUGAUGCUGAGUUCUACAGAAUACAAAGGGAAGCCGAGGCUAAUCGAGUUUUGCUCACUCCGCAGUAUCUGGAGCUGAAGCGAAUCGAAGCUAUUGCCAGGAAUAACAAGAUCUUCUACGGGCAGGAUAUCCCAAGUGUAUUCCUUCUAACCAUUUGUUCCCAUCAAUUCCUUGCUCUGUGA
This is a messenger RNA of Angiostrongylus costaricensis, 951 nucleotides long. Lineage: Eukaryota; Metazoa; Nematoda; Chromadorea; Rhabditida; Metastrongylidae. The record is from the annotation of a GenBank genome assembly.